AACCCUUUCUCCCCGCCGUCUCCUCCCCUCCCCUCCCCACCCCACCCCCACUCCCAACGCGAGCGGCGGCGAUGGCCAAGAAGCUCGGGAAGAAGGCCCGCAAGUUCGCCCACAAGCACCUCCAGGGCGGCGCCAAGCGCAGCCGCAAGCUCCGCUCCCAGUUCAACCGCCGCACCCGCAAAGAUGGGAAGGGCCGGGAGGACGACAACCGCCUGGACGGCGACGGCGGCAGCGAGGAGACCCGCCGCAACGAGAACAUGAACGAUGAUGUAGCUACUUUGGCUAACUGUUUAGAGUUUCCAGAAGAUGAGAAUGAAUUAGAUGGGGAUCUAUCCGACAGUGAUGGCUAUCUUUCAGAGGAUCUUGAGUGUGUGUACUACUCUGACAGUGAUGAUGAUAAUGUUAUGAAAGAGUGUAUUGUACAAGAUGAUCUCGACGAACAGAACAAUGAGAUGCGCUUGGCUGUGAAAAAGCAAAAGAAAAAGUUGAAGAAGUUGUUGGAUAAGGACCCUAAGUUUGCAAACUUCCUUGAGAAAUGGCAAUUGGAAUUGGUGAACUAUGAAAGUAAAGAAGAUUCAGAUGAACAAGAUGAGAUGGAUUCUGUGGACAACGGGGUCAAUUCUGGUGAUAAAGAUCCUCCUAGUGAUAAGAUCCUUACAAGCAAGACAAUAAGUGAAUGGUGUCAACUAGUCUUAGAUGAACCUAAAGCACCUGCUCUGCGUAACCUACUAAAUGCUUUCCGGGAUGCAUGUCAAUUUGGUCUGAAUUCAAAUAGCCUUUCCAUGCAGAGACUUCAAAGUACCGAAGUAUUUUAUCAGAUAAUAUCAUUUGUUCUUUCUAAGGCAGACAAUAUUUUCCGUGCUCUCUUAGAAAUUUCUGAUGAUGACAAGGGGAAACUUAUGAAUCAGAGAAAUGGAAAGAAAUGGCAAGAUAUUGAGCCGCUCAUAAAGUCUUACUUGCGGAAUUCUCUUGAUCUGAUUAGUCAACUUACCGAUAACCAAAUACUUACCUAUGUCUUGACUCGGCUUAGAACAUCUGCGGUAUAUUUUUCUGCGUAUCCCUCAACAUCAAGGAGGCUUCUCAAGAUCUUAAUUCGCUUGUGGGCAAGUGGUGAUCAGAACUUGUCCCUGUCUUCGUUUCUUAUGAUUCGAGAAGUGGUUUCACUCUUACCUGACUGUCUGGAUUUCUGCUUAACUAAAACAUAUAAUGCAUACCUUUCUAGUUCCAAGAUUGUGGACAACAGAAAUAUAGAAAAUAUCGAUUUUAUUCUGAACUGUCUGGUGGAACUUUAUUCUCUGGAUAUUCAGAAAGCAGGUGAAAGGGCAGUAAUUUCUGUGGGACAAUUGAGUGCUAUUCUUAGACAGGCGUCUAAAACAAAGGGAAAGGAAGAUCUUUUGAAGAUAGAUAACUGGCAGUAUAUAAACUGCAUAAACCUAUGGGUUAGGUUUAUUUGUGUUAAUUACAAGGAUUGCCACAACCUCCAUCUAUUAUUCUCUUCAGUUGUUCAGAUAAUAAGGGGGGUGGCUCAUUUAUUGCCAGGCAUGCGAUACUUACCACUGAGACUGAAGCUUGCGCACAUGCUAAAUGAGCUUUCGAAUUGCAGUCAGAUGUUCUUUCCAGUUCCAUCGUUGAUAUUUGGGUCCCUAGAAUUUAGGGAGAUCCCUCCGAAAGAGCAAACAGAAAAAGGAAAGACCCGCUUUUCGUCACUACUGAAGGUGCCAAGGAACAUGCUGAAAUCAAGAGAUUUCCAAGAGCAGUGCGUUCUUUCAGCAAUCGAGGUUCUAUCGGCACAUUUUUUCCAGUGGAGCUAUCAUGUUUCUUUUCCAGAAGUAGCCACCAUUCCGCUCAUCCUCUUGAAAAGAUUGCAAGAGCAGACAACGAUUGAGUCCCUCCGCCGUCCUCUUAAACGAAUGAUAGACCAGGUGAGCGAGAACAGGGAUUUUGUGCAAAGGAAGAGGGAGGUGGUCUCUUUCUCACCAAAUGAUGCGUCGUCAGUCGAGAGCUUCCUCCAGGAGGAGGAGAUGAAUGGAGACGCUUCCUUCACGCAGUUCUACGCAUCAGUGGCAAAGAGUCGUCAAUCGAGAGGGAGAAAAUUGGUGUAGAGGGCGAUGCUAGGGUGUGAUAGUUGUUGAUUGGCUAGAGGAUUAUCACAUGGACGACAAACUGAGGAACUGACUCCAAUGUGCAUGCAGUGGUAUCGAUGACCGACGUCGGAGUUUAUGGUUUUCUUGCUGUUUGUCGGUGUAGCUCUCAAGUUUGUCGAAACUUGUACCGAUUGAGUAGAUUUGGCGUGUGAAUCGAAGGAUCUUUGUAGCGCUGGAAUUCUGCAGCUGUUUGUUAUGAGUAUAUUGUUCCAGCUCAUUUAUGUUGCCCAAAAUUUAGUAUUGACUAUUAUUUACCCUUGUC
This is a messenger RNA of Triticum dicoccoides, 2406 nucleotides long. RefSeq names its product nucleolar complex protein 2 homolog. NCBI's taxonomy places the organism in Eukaryota, Viridiplantae, Streptophyta, Magnoliopsida, Poales, Poaceae. Gene Ontology annotation, biological process: ribosomal large subunit biogenesis. The coding region runs from base 72 to 2102 and encodes 676 amino acids. The transcript is spliced from 13 exons. Gene Ontology annotation, cellular component: Noc1p-Noc2p complex; Noc2p-Noc3p complex; nucleoplasm. The record is from RefSeq and is a predicted model, not a curated record.